Molecule: messenger RNA, 3527 nt
Organism: Oryzias latipes (Japanese medaka)
Lineage: Eukaryota; Metazoa; Chordata; Actinopteri; Beloniformes; Adrianichthyidae
Gene: kcnn2
Product: potassium calcium-activated channel subfamily N member 2
Biological process (GO): potassium ion transport
Cellular component (GO): membrane
Molecular function (GO): small conductance calcium-activated potassium channel activity; calmodulin binding
Source: RefSeq, a predicted model, not a curated record
AUGGAAACCCCCUUACAGCUGCAGAACGAUUUGUUUCCACAGCAGCAGCAGUUCCACCACUGUAAGUACCAGCACUACUGCGGACGGGGGGAUCGGCUCGGCAAGCAGCACCAGCAAUGCUGCACCUGCAAUGACUGCACCUGCGAUGCAAGAAAAAGCCUCAUCUUCCGCGGGACGUCGCCGACCACUGUGGGAACUUUGAAGACACCUUCGGAGACGUCUUCGAGGCAAGGCUGCCAGUACAGCGUCUGCGAGUUCACGCCUUCUAGUCAUGGUAGUUCAUCCAGACAUCAUCAUCCUCACCGUCAGCAGCAGCAGCAGCUUUGCCGCGAUCGGUUGCGGGGCAGCCUGGGCAGCAAAGACAGUAACUCCUACAAUGAAAUAGCCAUGGGCAGCUGCAGAUACAACGGCGGCGUAAUGCGGCCGCUGAGCAACUUGAGCUCGUCCCGAAGAAACAUACACGAGUUUGAUUCCGAGUCCCAGCCUUUGCAACCCAUAUCAGCCGCGGAUGCGUCGGACACUCUAGUCUCCAAGCCGGAGAACAAUUCCACCACCCUGAUGCCUUACGCAUCGGGAGACGGAGGGGGCGGCUGCGGCCACAGCAGCGGCAAAUCGGGGAAAAAGAAAAACCAGAACAUUGGGGAAAAGCUGGGGCACAGGAGGGCCUUGUUUGAGAAGAGGAAGCGGCUCAGCGACUAUGCUUUAAUCUUUGGGAUGUUUGGGAUCGUUGUUAUGGUUAUAGAGACUGAGCUCUCAUGGGGAGCGUAUGGAAAGGAAUCCCUGUAUUCGUUAGCUCUAAAAUGCCUGAUAAGCCUUUCUACAAUCAUUCUCCUGGGGCUGAUCAUCAUAUACCAUGCAAGAGAAAUACAGCUCUUCAUGGUGGACAAUGCAGCUGAUGAUUGGAGGAUAGCCAUGACGUACGAACGCAUCUUCUUCAUUUGUCUGGAGAUCCUGGUCUGCGCCAUACACCCCAUCCCAGGGAACUACACCUUUACCUGGACAGCACGUUUGGCGUACUCCUACGUCCCGUCCAGAACAGACGCAGAUGUGGACAUCAUUCUUUCUAUUCCCAUGUUCCUGCGACUGUAUCUCAUCGCUAGAGUGAUGCUGCUGCACAGCAAGCUCUUCACUGAUGCCUCAUCUCGUAGCAUUGGGGCCCUCAACAAAAUUAACUUUAAUACACGCUUUGUGAUGAAGACCCUCAUGACCAUUUGUCCUGGCACUGUGCUGCUGGUUUUCACCAUCUCGCUGUGGAUCAUCGCUGCAUGGACUGUGAGAGCUUGUGAGAGGUACCAUGACAACCAAGAUAUAACCAGCAAUUUUCUUGGAGCCAUGUGGUUGAUCUCAAUCACGUUUCUAACCAUUGGAUAUGGGGACAUGGUCCCACACACAUACUGUGGAAAAGGAGUCUGUCUCCUGACUGGCAUUAUGGGUGCUGGCUGCACUGCCUUGGUGGUGGCUGUGGUGGCAAAGAAAUUAGAACUAACCAAAGCUGAAAAGCAUGUCCACAAUUUCAUGAUGGACACCCAGCUAACGAAAAGAGUGAAAAACACAGCUGCGAAUGUUCUCAGGGAGACGUGGCUCAUCUACAAGAACACCAAACUGGUGAGGAAGAUGGACCACGCUAGAGUCAGGAAGCACCAGAGAAAAUUUCUCCAAGCCAUUCACCAAGCUCGAAAAUUGAGAAGUGUUAAAAUGGAGCAACGCAAGCUGAACGACCAAGCAAACUCACUAGUGGACCUUGCUAAGACUCAAAACAUCAUGUAUGACAUGGUGUCAGACCUAAAUGAGCGAGGCGAGGACAUGGAGAAGAGGAUUGCCCUACUAGAGACAAAGCUGGAGACUCUGCUGAGUAACUUGCAAGCUCUUCCUGGACUCAUCAGCCAGGUCAUCACCCAGCAGCACAGGGACUUUCUGGAGGGUCAGCUCCAGCCUUACGACAAACACAGCCCAGAGCGUUCACAGUCGGUGUCCAGAAGGAGGUCGUCCUCCACAGCACCACCCACUUCCUCAGAGAGCAGCUGAAGUCUGACAUUUGCCAUCAUAUGGCCAACGUAAAGCCUUAUGGUUUCAAUAAGUAUUAUCCAAAUUCUGAUGACAGAAUUGAGUUACUGAGGAUGAUGCAUUUUAAUGAGCAACUUCAUGCUGUUAUUGUUUUUAUUAUAAAAAAAAGUUGUUAUUCUGUUCUUUGGUGACACGACUACAAAAAAAAUGGCGUUUCCCUCAGUCUAAAACUAAAAGGCUUAUAAAUGGGGCUAUGACACAACGUCUUCUCCAUCUCUAUGCAGAGGUAGCCAGUUCCACAUGACAAGGUUUCCAGGUGCAAAACUAUUGCACUAAAAUAGUGCUUCUAACAGACUUUAUGCUCUUGCUAGCUUGAUUUAGCUGCAGGGUUCCUCAAAGCAAACAGAGAAAUCCGUAAGGGAACGUGUCAGGGACAAAAAGGAGAAAACUAUGAAGAUCUGGAAUAAAAUCACAGCAGGAACCAGGUGAAAAUGGCUCCUCUACCCCAUCAGGUAGAGAUACCUUUAGAAAGCUUGAAAUAAUAGGGGGGGAAAAAACACUUAACUUUUAGGUUAGAAACAGAAUCAACUAUAGCUGUUUUAUUUUUCCCAGCAUCUCCUCUAGAAUGACUAUUUUUGGGGCGACAUGGCAAAUACUUUAAACCUCAAGAGGAAAUGAAUGCAUCAAAAUCUCUACUUGCACUUAAUUUUUCUUCAAUGCACUUCAAUGCUGACUGAUAUAUCAUAUAAAGAUGUGUUACUCAUUAAAAGAAGAACAUGUGACAUGUUUGGGCAUGGAUUUAUUACCGUCAAUUCACAUGUCGUGGUUAAUGUUGAUAAAGCAAGUGUUGAAUCAAGCAAAAACUCAUUUAAUCCCUUUUCUUUUGACAAAGCCAAUACAUAAAGACUUGUAGAGGUUACAAAAAUGCAUUAAUAAAUCAAAAAUCCUUCUGUGAUGACCCAAAUGUUUUGUUGUGUUCCACAUCCUGUCUUCUCCUCCUCUGCUGUUGCUUGCUGUCGUGUCAGCUGGGCUACAACAAAGGCUGAACUGUACAAAAUAUACAACUUUUGAAAUGGAGAUAAAAAUGAUGCCUAUUUUUUUAUGUUUUUGUGAGGAUAAGCACACCUCUUAUAAACAAAUUAAAACAAGGUGGUAGAAAAGGUAGAUUCAGUCCAUCUUGCUUGUGUUUAAGGACUUUGUGGACUUGAGUAAAACUCUUAAGUAGUUCAAAGAGGUUGCAUCCCGAGACGAUAAAAUAAAGUCUGCAUCCUUAAUGCGUCAAUAUUCAGUGUAUGAACAUAUAACAAUACCCUUUCAUAUUUCAGGAAAAAUAGAAUUGAUUAGAUUGUAUCAGGUGGUCAGUCAUUAAACCAGAAGCACUGAUUUAAACCUGCUUAUCCAUUAAUGACAAAUCAACCAGAAGCUUAACAAAUAGCAGUCCUCAAACUUUAGCAAAACAGAAUCCAAAAGGAAAUUACAAUGUAUGUGACUUGAAUUAAAAACAAUAAAAAUACAGAAUUAGA